Exaiptasia diaphana is the source of this 1832-nucleotide messenger RNA. Its product is annotated as factor VIII intron 22 protein. Gene Ontology annotation, biological process: vesicle cytoskeletal trafficking. The coding region runs from base 110 to 1054 and encodes 314 amino acids. Gene Ontology annotation, molecular function: protein binding. The transcript has 2 exons. Gene Ontology annotation, cellular component: early endosome. The record is from RefSeq and is a predicted model, not a curated record. Lineage: Eukaryota; Metazoa; Cnidaria; Anthozoa; Actiniaria; Aiptasiidae.
CAURUUUCUUUUCMUGUUGUUUKCUACUCCCWGUGUAUUUUUCUCAUUUUGCCGAUUUUAGGAAACUAAAAAGUMAGCAUUAACAUCGCCAUGUGUUGAAGUCGCUUCCAUGGACCGCAACUUUGAUGUUCUUGGCCAGUACCGRUCCGUAUCAUCYAAAUUAAAACGAAGGUUUCUGAAAAAGCCCAAUGUYACUGAAGCAGUCAGCCACUUCGGCAGCCUUUCAAAAGAACUCCAGCGUCAAGGCUGCCCUCAAUAUAGUGGAUUUUGCUGUCUUGCAAAGGCGAGAUGUGAAAACACUCUGGUAAACCCUGUUGGAGAAGUGGAAGCUCUAACGGAAGCAGCAAGGCUGUUCCUUAUGGCAGAGCAAGAGAACCUGGACAUGGGGUGCCCUAGCUUUGAGGAACAUUUGACUGAAGCAAUUCAUAUUUACAAUCAAGCUAUUAAAGUGCACUGUUCGCACGGAAACUCAGCUUUAGCGUCUUGUCUGUGCUUAGAAUUAGCCGAUGCAUUACGUGGCAUAAAUAGGCCUACUGAGGCUAUGGUUCAGUAUCACCAUGCAGCAGAGCUUCAACAUCAGACACCGCUUGCUGCUCUUAAUUCAAUGGGUCACGCAGCAUCUUGUAAAAUUGACUCAGGUGAUUUUGAUGGUGCUCUGUCAAUUUUUACUGAGAUGGCCUAUCAUGCUCAAGAAAGAGGCUCUUUUGAAGGUGGUAGUGGCUUCACAAUACACAGUACGUACAAAGAUAUCAUCACUAAAUGYGAGAUAAACCGAGUACUUCUCCUAAUGUUGCUACAGCCCAGUCCACAGAAAAUACAACCUGAACAUGCAGAGACACUAGAAAAGUAUCUUUGGGAUACCGAAGUAGAGGGAAGCCCUAUCCCAUGGCUGUGCGAGGAGCUCUUUAUACUUAUGCAGUCAUUGGUGAUGACUUGUCAGGCAAGAGAUGCAAGGGAACUGGCCGAACUUGAAAAAGAUUUGUGGAAAUUCUUGAACAAUGAGCAAAAGCAUUUGCUUCAUUUAGUAGUGUGUAAAAUAACCAAAUCUGAUUAAAUUCUGGGUAAAAUAUGGGGAUGGACAGAGUACAAACACUAAAACUGUGCAACAUAAAUACCACUAAAUACUGCUAAAUUAUGCAAAUUCUAUUGUUUUCUAUUGUUUAAUUAACACUAUUUUGUAGUAAAUAGUGGAAAGUGUUGCACACAUUUAAUGUUUGCACUCUAUCAAACUCUACUUUUUUAAAAUUACUAUCUACGUAUAGAGGUAUCAAAUAAGGCUAUACUCCUUGCAGCCGAAAACAAAGAGUCUAUGUAAAGGUUUAUCAGUUGAAAUGAUAUAUUUUAUUCAAUAAACUAAUUGCUUACAAAUAUUAAUUGAGAAGGUAGACUUAACAAAAUUACAUUUAUUGAUCAUUGAUUACGUACAAUAAUAUGCGUUGUGAAUUAUAUUACAUAUUUUCAAAAAGUAAGUAAGCUCUACAUCUUAUUUGUUUUGACAUGUAUUGAUUGUUUUGUUGUUUUUUUUUUUGCAAAUAUUCUACAGCUAUUCUACUUAAUUGAACUAACAGAUCGUUUCUGCAUAUUAUUAAUAUGUAUAAUUAAUUAUUCCAUAGAUUAUUUCAUAAUGAAAAAAUAUAUAAGUUCCUGUAUGCGUUAUCCCUACAAGAUAAUCAAAAUAUUAAAAGCAAUUGGAAAAGUCUGUACCUAACAGUGUCUUAUCAGAUUGUCAGAAAUCACUUUUUGAAAGAUUUUGCUUUCAUGCUCUUUCAAGGUGUUGAACCAAAACCAAUGACUUACAWGUAGAACAAAAGAAUAAAGUUGUACCAAAAAUA